AUGGACGGAAUGCAGCCUUACAACAACGGCACUCCGGGUGCCAACGGCGCAAACGGAGAUGGCUAUGGAACUCCCGUUGCUGCCGGUAUGGGUUAUCCGCCCAACGCCAACGAGCUCACUGGCCCUGGCAACUCCCCUGAUGGCAACAAGACAACCCUUUGGAUGGGAGAACUCGAGCCUUGGAUGGACGAGAACUUUAUCAAGGGUGUCUUUGCCACUGCCACUGGUGAGCAGGUCAAUGUGAAGGUCAUCCGUGACAAGAGCUCCGGCAAUGCUGGAUACUGCUUCGUUGAGUUCAACUCGACUGAUGCUGCCUCCAAGGCUCUUGCCCUCAACGGUACUCCGGUCCCUAACUCGGCCCGUAUGUUCAAGCUCAACUGGGCCUCUGGCGGCGGUAUCAACGAUCGCCGUGAUGACCGCGGUCCUGAAUUCUCCAUCUUCGUUGGCGACCUCGGCCCUGAGGUGAACGAAUUCGUCCUCGUCUCGCUGUUCCAGGCUCGCUUCCCCUCCUGCAAGUCAGCUAAGAUCAUGACCGAUGCUGUGACCGGACAGAGCCGUGGCUACGGCUUCGUUCGCUUCACGGACGAGCAAGACCAGCAGCGUGCUCUGGUCGAGAUGCAGGGCGUUUACUGCGGUAACCGACCUAUGCGCAUCUCCACCGCGACGCCCAAGAACCGUAACCACGGUCCCUACGGCGCUCAGCAGGGCCACCAGAUGCCUCCUGCCAUGCACCCUCACCAGCCCCAGGCUUUCUACGGUGUCCCCCCCGGUCCCCAGUUCAACCAGGGCUAUGGCGCUGCUCCCCAAUUCCAGCAGCAGCAGAUGAACCAGUUCACCGACCCCAACAACACUACGGUUUUUGUUGGUGGCCUUUCUGGCUACGUUACUGAGGAUGAGCUUCGUAGUUUCUUCCAGGGCUUCGGUGAGAUCACCUACGUCAAGAUCCCUCCUGGCAAGGGCUGCGGCUUUGUGCAAUUUGUCCACCGCCACGCCGCUGAGAUGGCCAUCAACCAGAUGCAAGGAUACCCCAUCGGUAACUCUCGCGUCCGUCUCAGCUGGGGCCGCUCGCAGAACAACUCGGGCGUCGGUACGCCUUACCGCCCUGCUCCCCCCCCUCCCCACUACUUUGGUCCUCCGGGCCCCGGUGGCCCUGGCUAUGGCCCUCCCUUCGGCGGCCCUCCUGGCCCUCAGGGUCCUCCUGGUCCUCCUCAGGGCCCUCCUGGCGGCGGUCCUCCUCAGCAGCCUGUUGGCGUCUCGGCGAAGCGGAGUUUGGGAUCUGGUCAAGGCAUUUGACCACAGCAGUUCAUCCUCGAUUUCCUUUGUCUUCACGCGUAUGACGAUUACGAAGCUUCGCGGCACUCGACAGUUCUUUCUACGCUCACUCGACGCACUGAAGGCUUGGUUUGCAAUGCCCGUCCUUGCACACCACUCCACUCUGCCCUCCUUUGCGCUGAUUUUGGCUUGGUUUACUCGGCUGCUUAUGCUUAGUCUAGUCACACGAUCAAAUCUCAGUUUCUGCUUUUCCAGUGUUGUUUGCUCUUGCUGGGCAUCGUUUUCUUUCCACACCCCUGGGGUUCCAUGCGUUGCUUGUGUCUUGCUCUUCUGGAUGUGGAACCGCAUGCCUUGCUGGAAGGAAAAGCGCCUGUAUUUUGUGAUAUCUACCUGAAUGUCUGUGUGCUCAUCUUGUGUAUCUGCGUACAACUGACUGAACUGGGGCGUUUUCCGGAUGAUUCUAGUCUCAGCUGUUUUGCGAUGGUGCGAAUACCUGGGUCCGGCGAAUUGACUUGUUCGAGACGAUGCUCGUGGGGCGUAUCAAGGCGGAUAAAGAAUUGCAGAAUUAGGACAAGACUGUCCAUAUUAUCUCUUGUGUUUG
This is a messenger RNA of Verticillium alfalfae VaMs.102, 1873 nucleotides long. RefSeq names its product RNA-binding post-transcriptional regulator csx1. The transcript is spliced from 6 exons. Gene Ontology annotation, molecular function: mRNA binding. Gene Ontology annotation, cellular component: cytosol. Gene Ontology annotation, biological process: mRNA splice site recognition. The record is from RefSeq and is a predicted model, not a curated record. The coding region runs from base 1 to 1293 and encodes 430 amino acids. NCBI's taxonomy places the organism in Eukaryota, Fungi, Ascomycota, Sordariomycetes, Glomerellales, Plectosphaerellaceae.